This is a messenger RNA of Notodromas monacha, 2093 nucleotides long. The record is from the annotation of a GenBank genome assembly. Lineage: Eukaryota; Metazoa; Arthropoda; Ostracoda; Podocopida; Cyprididae.
UUUUUUUCGAAUUUUUUCAGGUCUUUUUGAAGUGCAGUAUUCGUAGUGUGUGAGUGUUGAUUAUGGAGAAACAUGCCACUAGACCGUGGAACCAGAAAAGUGAACUUCGAUCCGGUGCAAACAACACGAUCUCUUCUCUCCAUAGCAGUGCUGCAUUCGAUGGAUUGCCCGAGCCAUUUAUUGCGGGUCUUCGUACCCUUUUUGAUGUUAUGGAUGAUCAAAAUACUGGAUUCGUUCGUUUGUCAGACAUUCAAAAGCAGUGGAGAGACGACGGAGAGGAUGGUGUCCCAAAAGGCGUCGUGGAUUGUCUGAAGAAAGUCACCCCUGGAAACGGAUUGCUAUCUUUUGAGAGGUUUUGCGCUGGCCUCAAAAUUUGUCUGCUUCGGAAUCGCGCGCAACAACCGAAAACAGCCACAGUUCCCCCAGUUAGGCCACCAUCAGCGCCAGUGCUUGACCUAGAUCGAGACGAAAUGCCUAUCGAACAUUCCCGAAGCAAGAAACCUGGCUCCAAAGUCAUCAACAUGGCAACCGUGCGUCCAAAUAAUGUGACAACGCAAGAGCAACAGGUUCUACGUUCUGCCGUCAGCAUGCCUCAUCUGAAUGAAGAACAGAAUGCGGAGAACUUAUCAGAGCGUCCGAAGCAGCACGCAGAACCACAAGUCCCGAAGGGUUCCACUGCAGUCCCACUUGGAAUUGUCGGACCACCGAAACCGCCUCGAGUUGGAUCAUCCGAUGCGAAAUCGUCCGGCAAGUCGGAAAUCCGGGCCGCUUUGCAUUGUUGGCAUAUGGGACUUUUGCAUAGUGACAGCGAAAGUGUGAAGUCCGGCAGCGAUUUCGAGCUGAGCGCGAUUGUGGAAUCGGCUAGUCGGAAGGAGAAGGCAAAAGAAAACCGUCUGAAUGCGAACAGUCAAUCGUUGAACAAUUUAAGUUGGGAAGCCGAUGUGGGUGGUGGAGGAGGCGGUGGAACGGUCGUGAGUUAUUUGCAAGCUAGCCUGGAAGUUGGAAAUCCUUUGCGGCGCUCAAGCAAUCGCCGCCGAGAACCGCGACGUCAUACUCUACAAAGCGGGAUCGACUAUAAUAUGCUGAAAAGACUGAAACAAGUCGAGCAAGAGAGAGAAAUGCUUUUGACUGGUCUCAAAACGUUGGAUAAGGCUCGAGAUUGGUAUCUUGGUCAAGUUUCGAUUGUGGAAGAGAAGCUGCGAGAUGUUGGCAGAAAUGGACAACUUUGGGAGCAUAACAGUGAAGCUUAUCAAGAACGAUUGAACUUCCAACGCGCCAGAAUCGGAGAAGUGAACCAACAUCUCAUCGCACUCAUUGAAAGUUCGGAGAAAGGAUUCCCGUUGCAUAUGAACUUGGCCCUGCGUCUGCCGACGGACACCAGCGGGAGUUCAGCUGCGCUAAAUUCGGCACAUGCUCAGAUGCAGAUCAACAACAGGUCCAUUUUCAGGCUGAAAGAUCAAAACAGGCAGUUGACCGAGGAGGUUGGGAAGAAAACCGAGAGAAUCACUGCUUUGGAACGGGAGAAAGCGGUGCUUAUUCGGGAGCUUUUCCAAGCCAGAUCCAAGAUGCGUGGAUCAGCAAAUUACGUUUACCAAAUGCCCCCGAAUCGCCCACAACAGCCGGUUAUUUCGCAAUCGCCGACAAUGAUCGCUCCGAGGAGUGCUUCAGUGUCGUCGAGUCCCGUGAAAAAGUCUAUCUCUUCCGGACUGCGUCGUCCUGUUGACGAAUCUGCCUUUCUGUAGUUCAAGAAAUUGUUGAAAAAUUCAAGAUGCGAAACUAGCAAAAAAGUGCCAAGAAAUAUUUUGUAUAGAAGUAUAUUCAAACCACCGUAUUUAUUGUGACUUACUAACGAAGAGAGGUGAUGUCUGGAAAUCAUGUUUGUUCACGUCCAAGCCGUCCGUGGUUUUGUGGUUAUUUGGAAACGAGAGUCUGUAACAGUCCGUCCGGAAACGUUUUUUAUGAAAGAGCUUUUGCUGUACGCGAUUUGUGUGCUUGUGUCGGAAACACAGACAGGUACUUUUUAUGACUGAAUCUGGAAACGUUGAAUCGGUUCUCGAGUUUGUUGAAUAUCAAGAACAAAGUUUUUCGGUAUA